Messenger RNA from Triticum dicoccoides, 567 nucleotides. RefSeq lists its product as uncharacterized. The transcript has 2 exons. Lineage: Eukaryota; Viridiplantae; Streptophyta; Magnoliopsida; Poales; Poaceae. The record is from RefSeq and is a predicted model, not a curated record. Bases 1 to 567 code for a protein of 188 amino acids.
AUGGAGAUCUCCCUGGACGCGCUGCUGGGCAUGCAGCGGCACGGACAGGACCUGGCCUACCGCCUCGUGCAUGGCGUCUCGGGGCUGCUGCUCCAACUCCACGUGCAGACGCCGCCGCUCAAGCUCCUCCCCUUCGACAUCGAGCUCCCCGCUGCCCCCUUCGCAGUCAGCGUCGACCUCCCGGCCGUGGCCGUCGUGUCCUUCGUGGAGAUCGGCGGCCUGCUCGGGCAGGCCGGGCCCCACCUCGGCGGCGCCGUGCAGCAUCUGUCGCGGCAGCUUCCCGCGCCGUUCCGCGCGCGGCGCCGGAAGUGGGAAGGAGGCGCCGCGCCGCCGACGCCCGCGACGGCGGUGGACGAGGGGGAAGCGGGGCUCGCCGCAGAAAGGGCUGCCGAGGGUGGGGUAGCCUUGGAGGGUGUCGGGGAAGGAGGCUCCCUUGAGGAGGUGGCUGCGGCCACUGGGAGUGCCGCUGCCGCCAGUGCGGCCGGGGUCGGGGCCGAGGGUGCUUGGUCGGGGGAUCUGUUUUCAGGAUCCGGGCAGGUGUUGCCUGGUCGGGGAAUACUAUCAUAA